Molecule: messenger RNA, 366 nt
Organism: Coprinopsis cinerea okayama7#130
Lineage: Eukaryota; Fungi; Basidiomycota; Agaricomycetes; Agaricales; Psathyrellaceae
Exons: 3
Coding region: 1-366 (121 amino acids)
Source: RefSeq, a predicted model, not a curated record
AUGAACAAACAAUUCCAAAAAGGCGGUGAAUCUUCUAUCCUCAAGCACUUCCUCAACGACGUGGUUCCGACAGCGACCACUGGCCUGGGCCCUGACCACAAUCUCUCCGCUUCGCUUGCGUUGGUCUACAGUGGUCUACUCCCACAGGUCCAUUCAUGGCUUUGUGCAUACAUCCAUUGGCAUAAGACACCCUUGAUGCAUUGGUGUACAUGCUGUCUAGCGACAACCAUGUACGAUGUCGUGUUUGUGUUCAUCCUGCUUUUGCGUGUGCGUAUGGCCUACAUUCGCUUCUGCGCCUCCCAAAGGUUUGUCGAACUUAUCCUCGGUCGAUUGCUUGCUUCCGUUGAUGACUUGGAGACCAUUUAA